Molecule: messenger RNA, 1317 nt
Organism: Sebastes umbrosus (honeycomb rockfish)
Lineage: Eukaryota; Metazoa; Chordata; Actinopteri; Perciformes; Sebastidae
Gene: clic2
Product: chloride intracellular channel 2
Exons: 6
Coding region: 192-926 (244 amino acids)
Biological process (GO): negative regulation of ryanodine-sensitive calcium-release channel activity; chloride transmembrane transport
Molecular function (GO): chloride channel activity
Source: RefSeq, a predicted model, not a curated record
ACACAAGCAGCCCAGAGGUGUUAACACUUUCUCCUUAGACGUCCAGAGACACCAGAAACCAGAGCAGCACUUGUUCACGGUUAUCAGAUUUCUCUCUUUCUCUACAGCUCUGUGGGGGAUUUGUAGAACUUAAGGAAAAGCUUUGACUGGACUUUUAAAGAAGUGAAUUUAACUUUUCCUUUGGGGACGACAUGGCACUUCGGCAGAACUCUGACAAGGAGCCCAGCAUCGAGUUGUUCAUUAAGGCUGGACAUGAUGGAGAGAACGUUGGGAACUGUCCUUUCUGUCAGAGGCUCUUCAUGGUGUUGUGGCUGAAAGGAGUCAAGUUUACGGUGACCACUGUUGACAUGAGGAAGAAGCCAGCCGAGCUCAAAGACCUGGCCCCCGGGACCAACCCUCCUUUCCUCCUCUACAACGGCACCCUCAAAACAGACUUCAUCAAAAUAGAGGAGUUUCUUGAGCAAACACUGGCCCCUCCCAGGUAUCCUCAUCUCAGCCCGCUGAACAAAGAGUCCUUUGACGUGGGCGCUGACAUUUUUGCAAAGUUCUCUGCUUUCAUCAAGAACAGCCCCAAUAACGCCUUUCACGAGAAGAACCUGCUGCGGGAGUUCAAGAGGCUGGACAUCUACCUGAACUCGCCGCUCCCCGAGGAGGUCGACCACAACUGCAGAGAAACCACCACCGUCUCCAAGAGGAAGUUCCUGGACGGCGACCGCCUCACCUUAGCUGACUGCAACCUGCUGCCCAAACUACACGUCAUCAGGAUUGCUGCCAAGAAGUACUGCGACUUUGACAUCCCGGCAGAGUUCACGGGCGUGUGGGGAUACCUCCAAAACGCCUACGAGAGAGAGGAGUUCAAACAGACGUGUCCGGCUGACAUCGAGAUCGAGAAGACUUACUUCAGCGUGGCCAACAAGAGGAAAUAAAACCUUUGAUUCUCUGUAGUUAAUGUGCUGUUUUCACUCAGUGUAACCGUGCACGUACAGACGGUGAUCUGUAGAAGGUGCUACAACCUACAAGAAUAAACUGUGGCAAUGAAUCAGACACUAUUCCACCUUAAAACACCUGUUGCAGCAAGACUUUGCUGAACCUUGUAUGUAUUUAUUCAUAGUCACUCACAGACAGAUGGUAUCUUUAUGCCACGUUGAAUAGGCCAUAUGUGCAAUUCUGUUUAUAGUGUAAAUAGAUAUUUUUUCCACGCUUUUUAUGAUCAAAACACCCUCGUUAAAAUAAACAUGAUUGUGUUAGUGUGAGCAGCAGAAACCUUCAAAAACAGUUCAUAUUUAUGCAAAUCAUGAAAUAAACUUCUGUAUCUGA